Messenger RNA from Blumeria graminis f. sp. triticale, 1395 nucleotides. NCBI's taxonomy places the organism in Eukaryota, Fungi, Ascomycota, Leotiomycetes, Helotiales, Erysiphaceae. The record is from the annotation of a GenBank genome assembly.
AUGAAUUCAGAACCUCCCCAACUGGCUGAAGUCAUAUCGCAUCAGCCUGACUGUGGAACUGACAUGAUGGAAUUAGAAAGCGAUAACAAACUUUUACAAGCACUUGCCGAAGGUAACGCGAUAGAUCACGAGAAAUGGCCUAGUUUGCUCUUGCGAAUAAUAUCGCGUUUGGAAAAGAAUGUUCACCAAAGUUUUUCAGCAUUUCCGGAGAGCGCAUCAGAGUCUUCGAUAUCUUCUUCCGACGCGAGCAAUACUUCUACCGAAUUUUCAGCGCGCAAUGAUGAUGCUGCAACUCGUCAUAGCAAUAGCACAAUUUGUCUCCAACCCGCAAUACGUACAAUCCUCGCAUCUAUUUCUGAUACUCUCCUCACCUUCUUUUCGAAAGCUCCACCCCACACGAUUCAGCGGCUCGCUGAGCUGAUCCUUUUCCCUCGUAGCCACUAUCGUACUCUUCCCUCAUAUCUCCAUGCGCUUGACCGGGUUGUUCACGUCACAUCGCCAGCAACAGCUUUUCCUUUGCAAUCCCCAGCUCUUAAUACAAACUCAUCUAAGCUCCUGUCAAGCGGGAGCACGGUACACUCAAAGGAUCAAAUUCCAGCCUCUUGGAGUAGCUCUAUCUCAACAAUACGGCCUAGCACUCCUGACCUUGAUUUAGAUGAAUCAAUGGGAGGAGCUUUGUUAAUACCUAUCCCUUGGCUAAAAAAUAAUUGCUCACGCUCACCUCUUGAUAACGAGGUCAUAACUAAACGGAGCACAGAAAUAAUUGAGGGCCCAAAUGGACCAGGCGGGGUAGAGACAGUAUCAGUAUCAAUCAAUGGGGUCUCCUCAGCAGGUUUAAAUUCGUGUUCACGCAUGGAUGAUGGCUUUACGUCGUUGAGAGCUGAAGGUGGUAUUAGCCAAGGAGAGCUAUUGAGGCAAGAGCAAGAAGCAGGAGUUAUACCAGCUUUCCAGUUACAAGAACACGAUGAGCGAUUUGGUCAUGAUGGUCGGAAACUACUGACCAGAAGUUUACUCGAUAUCGGCAUAGAAGAUACGGGACCCCAAUGGGAUGCAAGAACCGCUACCACACCACAAAAUACUACUACUAAGUCGGUUGCUGAAGUAAAGUCUACUGUAAAUCGUGAUAUAUUCACUAUUGAUGAAUUAACCGAACGACCCUCUACAGAUGAUCAUGGCGAGGAUCCACUUACGCCCCCAUCGAAACGUCCGGCUCCGGCCCCCCUCGCUCCUGGAACUAUCAAGCGGCAGAAGAAUGACGAAAAUCUAACCUCACCUACAGCUCGCGAACAAAGCAAACAACUACAGGCUGCAACACCCGUUGAUAAUGAGUCGCUUAAGAAAGAUCCUGUUCAAUGUCUUACAUCAUCUAAUGGAAACACGCAAAUGCCCAGUUAA